Molecule: messenger RNA, 549 nt
Organism: Microthlaspi erraticum
Lineage: Eukaryota; Viridiplantae; Streptophyta; Magnoliopsida; Brassicales; Brassicaceae
Source: the annotation of a GenBank genome assembly
AUGCUCAGAUUAGCGAUUUCUUUGUUUUUGUUUGCAUUAUGUUCUUUCACAUCGUCUUCCUCUGCGAGAUCCUUCGUCACCACAAUACCUCGUCCGAUUGAUUCGUUUCUCCCUAAACCCCAGCUAGAGAAUGCGGGUGUGUGCUCUUACACGGUGAUCAUUAAGACAAGCUGUUCCUCGGUGUCUUACACCAGAGAUAAGAUUAGUAUUUCGUUUGGUGAUGUGUACGGCAACGAGGUAUACGUGAAGAGACUAGAUGAUCCAAACUCGAGGACAUUUGAAAAGUGUUCAUCAGACACAUACAAGAUAACGGGACCGUGUAUGCGCGACGUCUGUUAUCUCUACCUACUCAGGCAAGGAUCCGACGGCUGGAAACCGGAGAACGUGAAGAUCUACGGCUCAUCCAUCAGAUCAGUCACUUUCUACUACAACCUCUUCUUGCCUAACUCCGUUUGGUAUGGCUUUAACGUCUGCAAUGGCAUUGCGAAUGCCAUUGACAAGUCUUCAGAUCAACCCAUCACUACCUCCGCCGCCUUGGCAGCUAUGUAA